AUGGAGGCCAAACACCUCAAAGGGGAGUUGGGCUUACAAUUUCAAGCUUACACAGAAUCUGAGCAGAUGAGAGGGAGGGCUCCUUUGGGAAGAGUGUUGUUGAACAUGAUUGCAAGACGCUUUUUCCUUGAUCAAAGUCGUGGUGCCAAUCUCACUCAGCAAAGUUUGCUUGAACUUGAAGUCACUCAAUAUACACCUGAAGGACUGAGUAGCUUUGUUGAUCGGGUAGAGUAUGUGCUGAAUUCGAUUCCACCGGAGUUGCAGCCAUCAGAAAUGACUCGUUACACUUGGCUAUACUCACGUAUGCGUAAGGUAAGAGUGAUGCAAAGACACAUUGACAAGAUCCGUGAUUCCAGAGUCGGUUCUCACUGUCGUACCUAUGACUGGCUUUUCGGAAAGCUCAAGACGUGCAUCAAUGAGAUGAAGGAAGACCAGAACGAAGAGGCAGUGCGCAGUUCGCUUCAGAAACGACUCAAAGACAAGGACAAGGACAACAAGCCAAAGCCAAAGGCCGCGGCUGCAACGACAAAGUCGGAAGGUACACAAGAGGAGUCCAAAGGACUUCCAAACCCGAAGGCCAAGGCAAAGCCAAAAGCCACUCAGCCUAAUCCAAAGGAGAAAGGUUCUGGGGAAAAGGGUAAGGGUAAGAAGGAAAAUAAAGGCAAAGGUCCGGGUCAAGGAGAGGAGACAAAGUCAAAUCCCAAGCCAAAGGCUGAUCCGAAGCCAGACAAAGCACGUGUAGAUUGUCUGUUCUGGGGAAAGGGUUCAUGCAACCGUGGUGAUGCAUGUCCGUUUUACCAUGACCCAGCCAAGAAGGCAGCGGCAAAGCCAAAACCUUCGCCUUCGCAGCCCUCUGCAUCAACCGCCAAAGCUGCAGUCGCGACCAUAGCUUCGGUUGGAAAUCUUGCAUCAUCGAGUGCGUGUUCCGUUGCAUCCAAAGGGUCAACAUCUUCCAUGGGAAAAUCCUUGAUUGGAAGGUUCAUGCAGUUCGUUGCCACUUGUGUAUCAAUGCUCACUGGUGCCCAUACGCCGCAGGGGUUUGCCUCCGUGGCAACACUGUCGGCAGCACCAGCCGUUGUCCAUCACCAUAAUCAUGGAAUUGCAAUGAGUGCCAAAGCAGCUGAUCAGUACUCGUUUGAAUGGAUUGCAGACUCUGGGGCAGGCCGUGACCUCACAUCGCAUCGUGCUUUGAUUGAGCAGGGUGUUCCAAAUGCUGUGAUUCAGAAACAAACUCAAUCCGUAAAUCCAAUCAAAUUUGAAACCGGAAAUGGCACAGUAGUGAGUGAUUCUUGCAUUGAAAUUCCUGGAGAUGUUUUUGGAGAAGCUCGUUUUCAGGUCAUGGACGAUUGCCCCAUGGUUCGAUCACUUGGUAAACUUGUGGAGCAGGGUCAUCCCUUCAUUUGGUGCCCAGGUGAGUUGCCGUUCUUUGCAAAAAGCGUAGACUCCAUUCAAUUGACACACAACUCAGAUAUCAUUCGUGCUCAACGAGUAGAGGAUAGUGUGCUGCAGGCGGAGAUGUUGCACACCCAGCUUCAGCUGUGGUUCCAGAAGCUCGAGCCGAACGAACUCUAUGUUGAGGAGAAAGAGCCUUUGCUUCCUUUGAAGCGUGCAGCGGAUCUGGCAUUGGCCAACUUCAGUGAAGCAACAUUGGAUGACAUUCCGCCUCUUGACAUACCUUUUUCAGACGUAGCCAUCGAAGGAAAAGUAAAGAGAAGUGAGUACAUCACCCUUGAUCGCAUCAUGCGCUUCGGAGCAACAGAGGGUUGUCGUGCGUGUAGGUUUGAAUCAACUUAUAGUAAGCACACUCCCAUUUGCCGUGCGCGAUUCAAUGGACUAAUCAGGGCAGAUCGCAUUGCAUCAUCGAGAGCAGAUGGGUCAAACACUCCAGUUCCAGUGACGCCAGCACCCGAAACACCAGCCCCAGAGAUUGUUGAAGAAUUUGCAGGUGUUCCAGAAGAGGAGCUUCCGUUCAGUGCUGGAAUUGCCCCGGAUCGUGCGGCCAUUGUGAAAGUUUUGAGUCACGGUGGUCGUGCAGCCUUUGAAUUGCCAGCAGAGAAUGAACUGUGGAAAGACCCAGAAUGGAUGAAGUUUGAAGCAGAUCAUUCAAUGAAACGUGUGUUCUUUAACGGUUGUUCUUUUAACCUUCGUGGAAAGGGGGGUGAAUUGAUAAAGAAGCCGUGGGCUGUCAGCACUUCUGACAUGCGACUCAUACAAAUCCUUGACCAGCAUAAGUGUUCAGGCGACCACCAGCAUGAACCAGCAAUGGGAGGCAAUGCAGCACACACAGCAUACUACACACCAGAAAUGGCGUCAAAGAUUCUCGAGGCCCUUUAUCCGAAUAAGUUUUACAGUUCCGUUCCAUCAGUUCAGCAUGGUUCAGCCUUUGUCACUUUGAACCUCAGCCGAUGCCAGUGGUUGAAUGAUGAGAGAGGAGUCCAAGCUGUACAGAAAGAAGCAGAUGGCCUCAGAGCCAACGAAACUUGGAACGACGAAACGGUCGAUACCCUUCAGAACUGGAAGACUUGGGCCCGGAAUUCCAACAUCAAGAUUCAUGUCGCGGACCUUUUAACCCUUUGCGGAAUAAAGCACUUCGAGUUGGGACCCUCGCAAUGGAAAUAUAAGGGCCGUGUCGUUUAUAGAGGCGACAGAAUCAGAGACACAGAUGGAAAUGUAAUUCUGUUCCAAGAAACAGCAACAAGUCCCACAGCGAUAAUCGCACUACAAAUAGCCCUUUGGUACGGCUUGCUAGCCGAUCACAUUGUGACAUAUAGUGACGCAGUUCAGGCAUUUCUUCAGACAUGGUUGGACAAGAACGAUUGGACGCUUGUCAUCCUGCCAGUUGAACUUUGGAAACCUGAAUGGAAAGCUCGCUUUGGUGAAUCCGCAAAGUUGGCAGUUCGGUUGCAGAAAAGCCUGUACGGCCACCCUAUGGCCGGAAAGUGGUGGCAGCAGUUCCUCAACUCUUGCAUUGUGAAACUGGAUCCAUUUCAAGAGAUCAACACAGAAGGACUCUUGAUCUUGGGACGCAGACACUUCAUUGAGAGAAGUCCAUCUACCUCAAAGAUCACAUUCGACAUGCGUACUUAUGUUGAUCAGGUUGUGAAGACGUACUGUGAGCUUACUGGAACAGAAGUCGCAGCUUUGAAGAAGGUCAGCACUCCAAGUUAUCCAGAGAACUCCAUGACAGAUGAAGAGUUGAACCAACAAGGACAACUCAGCGGUUCAGCAGCCAGAGUUCUGAUGAGAAUCCUUUGGCUCUCCAGACUCGCUCGCCCAGAUGUGAGUUUCAUUGUGGGUCGUUUGGCAACACGCGUCACACAGUGGUCGAAAUUCGAAGACAGACAACUGUACAGAUGCAUUUGUUAUCUUCACCACAGUCGAGACAAAGUUUUGGUAGGACAAAUCGACCAUGCACACGAACAAGAAGCAUCAAUCGAGGUGUUUACAGACAGUGACUUUGCCAGCUGUCCAUUCAGUGCUAAAAGCACGUCCGGAAUCAUGAUAGUGAUCAAGACAGGUCAGUUGUCGCUUCCGAUUUACUGGAGCAGUCGAAAACAGACAAGUGUAGCUCGUAGCACGCCGGAGGCCGAGCUGAUCGCUAUGUCGUCUGCCAUGUUCACGGAAGUCAUCAACGUACAAACCAUGCUGCAACAGCUAUUGGAACGACCUAUCCAAGUUAACUAUCGUCAAGACAACCAAGCAGUAGUUGACAUCGUCACUUCUGGCGCCGUGGUGGCCUCCCGUCUCAGCGAGGACCGUGGCGCCUCGGUGCUGCUGCUGGAGGCGGGGCCGCGGCAGGAGGCGAUGACCGCGGUGCCGGCGGCCUGUGGGGCGCUGCAGAAAACUCCCGUGGAUUGGGCGAGGCGCAGUGCGGGCUACGGCAUUGGGCGCGGCCUGGAGGGUGGCCAGGUGAAUCUACCCAGCGGCCGGGUCUUGGGUGGCUCCACCGCGAUCAACUACAUGGCCUACGUCCGUGGCAGCCCCAAGGACUACGACCUCUGGGCUACGUUGGGGGCCGAUGGAUGGAGUUGGAAGGAGGUGCUGCCAUACUUCAAGAAGAGCCAAGGCCUUAGUGCAGAGGGCGCUCCUGCGCAAGCCGUGCAAAGCGAUGCACACGGUCGUCAAGGCCCCUGGGGCGUCAGCUUCCGGUCGCCGCCGCUGCCGAGCGUCUCCAGCUUUGUGGCUGCGGCAACGGAACAAGGUUACACCCUUGGGGACUACAACUCCACUGCGCGGUCCCAGACGAAUGCUGCGGGGCGCGGAGUAGUAAGUCCGCAUCAGUUCAGCAUCAAGAAUGGCCAGCGCUCUUGCACCAGCAAGGCGUUUCUCGAGCCGCACAUGGACCAUCGAAGAAGCCUCACUGUCUCGACCAUGGCGCGUGCACGGCGUGUGCUUUUGGACGGCAAGCGAGCAGUUGGAGUGGAGUACGUCGACGAAGUUUCUGGCGAGGUGAAGGAAGCACACGCCUCACAGGAGGUGGUGAUUUCCUGUGGCAGUUACGCCACUCCCGGACUCCUGUUGCGGUCCGGCAUUGGACCGAAAAAAGAGCUCGAAGCCGCACAAGUUGACUGUCAAUUGGACCUGCCGGCGGUGGGCAAGAACUUGAAAGAUCAUUUGUACCUUUGUGUUCCUGUCUCUGGCCUCGGCCAUACCACUGCGCAACUGGAGAGCGAAUGUACCCCUGAGGGAGCUGGCUUCCAACGGUACCUGGAGACGGGGAAAGGUUUGGCUUCCACCAGCCUCUAUGAAGCGAGUGCCUUCUAUAGCAGUGGCUUGCAUCCAGAGGACGCCAGCAGACAGGACGGUCAGAUCUCCUUUGGUGUUGGCAGCACGCCGGAGUUGUGGUCCAAGAACUUUGGCAUCAAGGACUUUACGGCAGACAACUGGAGAUUCGACGGCAUGUUCAACAAGGACGUGCCAUCAUCCAUGCUGAUCGCCACGUUGAACCAACCCACGAGUCGCGGCGAAGUGCUGCUGCGGGGCGAAGAUGUGGAGGUGCGACACCACUACUUGGACCAGGAGGCAGAUCUGCAGAUGUUCAUGGCCAUCUGCAAAGAGGCCGUGAAGCUGCUGGAGCAGCCCUCCUUACGAAGUGAGGUCAAGGAAGUGCUAGUCCCCCAGGUGCUUUCGAGGCAGUUUGGGGACGACCUGCAGAGCGAUCGUCUCUGGGAGGCCUGGAUCCGUUCCUUUGCACAGACGAUCUAUCACCCCGUGUCCACCUGCGCCAUCAACCAGGUCGUGGAUCCCAAGUGCCGCGUCCUGGGCCUCCAAGGGCUGAGAGUGGCGGAUGCCUCGGUCAUGCCGGAGGCGAUCUCAGGCAACACCCAAGCGCCCUGCGUGAUGAUCGGUGAGAAAGUUGCAGAUCUGAUGGCAGCAGAACAUGGGCUUAGUCUCCAAAGUUGA
This is a messenger RNA of Cladocopium goreaui, 5403 nucleotides long. The record is from the annotation of a GenBank genome assembly. Lineage: Eukaryota; Dinophyceae; Suessiales; Symbiodiniaceae.